Messenger RNA from Alternaria rosae, 1022 nucleotides. Its product is annotated as transcription initiation factor TFIID subunit 14. Gene Ontology annotation, molecular function: histone binding. Gene Ontology annotation, biological process: chromatin remodeling; regulation of transcription by RNA polymerase II. Gene Ontology annotation, cellular component: Swr1 complex; NuA4 histone acetyltransferase complex. Lineage: Eukaryota; Fungi; Ascomycota; Dothideomycetes; Pleosporales; Pleosporaceae. The record is from RefSeq and is a predicted model, not a curated record. The transcript is spliced from 6 exons. Bases 261 to 938 code for a protein of 225 amino acids.
CUCCGUCUCCGCCGCCCCGCGACCAUCUCUCAGUUAACUCGCCAAAUCAGAGCUCGCGACCCGAGACCAGCCACCGCGCACCUCCAGUCAUUCGCCUUUACCAGACGCGCCCCGGCUUUGUCGCAAAAGCCAGACACGCCAGAUCGCGCCCGACUUGAACCGCCUCUACUUCCCUCACGCACAUAUUCUUCAGGCAGGCCGAAACCAAAUACGCUCGCAGCAGCCCGUCUACGCAGUCCUCGCGGCGCAAAUCAGACAAGAUGCCUGACGUCAAGCGAUGGGUCAAGCUCAUCACCCACCAGAAGCCCAUCGCGGAGCCUUCGCCCGUUGAGGGAUACCCCAUGCGAUCAUGGAGCAUAGAGGUUUGGCUGCUGGAUGACCAGGGCAACGAGGUCAUGCCCAGCGUCUUCGAGAAGGCCGUCUACAACCUGCAUCCGUCAUUCGAGAAGAACAAGCACAUCAUCAAGAAGCCGCCGUUCCGCAUCGAUGAGAAAGGUUGGGGUGAGUUCGACAUGACCAUCGUCUUGUCCGCUAUUGGCAAGGGCGGCGACCACACCCUCGAGCAUGACCUCAACUUCCAGGCGGAGCGUUAUGAGGCCAAGCACCAAGUCACUUUCCGCAACCCCAAGCCUGAGCUCCUCGCUCUCCUCGCAGAGUCUGGCCCCGCCGAGGCCAACGGCAUGCGCAACAAGGACGCCGCCAAGAAGAAGGGCCGGAGGGACAAGAACGUAGACAUGGAGAAGCUGGCCGAUGGACUGCAGAAGCUAGGCGAGGAUGACCUACUGCACGUGGUCACCCUGGUCCACGAUAACAAGACCAGUGAGACGUACACUAAGAACGACGUCGAGAAUGGCGAGUUCCACGUCGACCUCUACACCCUCCCCGAUUCCCUCGUCAAGAUGCUCUGGGACUUCACGGCCUCGAAAGUCGAAUUAUAGGUUGUUUCCGCGAUCAGAGGUUCUAUCUAGUGUCGAUUCGACCCUGACCGACCAACACACGACAUCUCGUUUGCACGUCCACGA